Amborella trichopoda is the source of this 1029-nucleotide messenger RNA. Its product is annotated as calmodulin-1. Gene Ontology annotation, molecular function: calcium ion binding. Lineage: Eukaryota; Viridiplantae; Streptophyta; Magnoliopsida; Amborellales; Amborellaceae. The record is from RefSeq and is a predicted model, not a curated record. Gene Ontology annotation, cellular component: myosin II complex.
CACGAUGGGUCCUAAAGCUUUUAUGCCAGCAAAUUUCUCUCCCUUGUAUGCUUUUGAAAAUUCGAAAUUCCGAAUUUUUGACCAUCAACUGAAAUCACCGAAAUUCGAACUUUUAAUCGUUCUAUAAAUUCCGGCGACUUAUUCUCGCGAGAACUUUCAACUUUCAACCCCUUCACCGCGUGCCUAUAAAUAUCCACCACCUUCCUUGAGCACUGCCAUUUCCGUUCUAUCCCUCUUUUUCAAACCUUUUUAGGACCCAUCGUGUCUGAAUUUUCUCCAUUUUUAGGGUUUUGAUCUCUGAAUCGCUUUAGGUUUCCCCUUCUCUCUCCUUGUGUUAUCUGAUAAUGGCGGAGCAGCUCACAGAGGAGCAGAUCUCGGAGUUCAAGGAAGCCUUCAGUCUUUUUGACAAAGAUGGAGACGGCUGCAUCACCACCAAAGAGCUGGGAACCGUGAUGAGAUCACUUGGUCAAAACCCAACAGAAGCUGAGCUGCAAGAUAUGAUCAAUGAAGUUGAUGCAGAUGGCAAUGGGACCAUCGAUUUCCCUGAGUUCUUGAAUUUGAUGGCACGUAAAAUGAAGGAUACGGAUUCUGAAGAGGAAUUGAAGGAGGCUUUCAAAGUUUUUGAUAAGGAUCAGAAUGGAUUCAUUUCUGCUGCAGAACUACGGCAUGUGAUGACCAACUUGGGUGAGAAAUUAACUGACGAAGAAGUUGAGGAGAUGAUUCGUGAGGCUGAUGUGGAUGGUGAUGGACAGGUGAAUUACGAGGAAUUUGUUAGAAUGAUGCUUGCGAAAUAGAGCAAAAAGAGAUUUUAAACCUUCUCCCCAGAAGGCUCACGAUACAUAUAUUUAGGUGAGCUUCUAAGGGGUCUUGUUUAACUCUUUGUUUUGUACUGGCCACAUAGAUAUUGAGAGGUUUCCUUUUGCUUAAAUCACUGUGCCCUUUAUUUUGUUCUCAUAUAGUCAUUAUGGGACCUAAUAUUGGUUGAAGCACCUAAUGUGGACAGGUAGGUGUAUGGGUCCUUGGACUUCU